GUUAGAGGCUUGGCAUCUGAGUCCGAUUUAGGUGCUCUGCGCAUGUGGCCUCGGGCUGCAGUUUUGGCAGAUGGAAAGGGGCCGUGGCCCCAUGGCCCUGUGGAUGUGUUGAGGCUGCACGCAAAGCCCAACCUCCGAGAGCUUUUCGACUGGUUUGCCGUGGAUGGACGCUUGGAUGGGAGCGGCCUCACCCGGCUGCUGCAGGCACAACGAGAGUCCGAUGGUCUCAGGGAAGAAAUAUCCGACGCUUUCUCGCGCAUGCUUCAAGCCACAGUCUUUAGGCUGAAGACAAACGCAAGCCUGGGCUGGGAGGACUUCCGUAUCACCUACCAGCACUCAUACUUCCCACUUCGCAAAAAUCGGUUCACGAAGUUUGCAGCGUGGAGCUGUCUUAAGGUUCGCAGACAGACCUUGCCGAAGGAUUCCUACCAUUAUCGUUACCUUCCCAAGAUGGAGGCGAGGUUUCUUGCUGCGGUCGGCCGCACCAUGGUGGAAUGGUGUAAUGAUCAUGUGCGUCACAGAAGGAAGCCUAAGCCACAGACGCCCCCGCCCCCACCAACCGGUGGCUACCGAGAGGAGUCGCAGAUCUUAUCCUUUACGGCCAUGCUGGCUCAAGGGUGUAAAGCAUCGGAAGCCACUUUGCGCUGUUCUUUUCCCAGGAAGGCAGGACAGAGAGGCCGUUUGGCAGUGCUGGUGACCGGCAUCAAGAACCGGUACUACCCUCGAAGUGCUUUCAAACAUGUGGUUGCUCCGGCCGCACGGGAAGGCUACGAAGUGGACUACUUUGCGCUGUUGGAUUGGAAGUCAGCGAUUACAACCGACCGCAUCACUGGACAAGCUGUCGGGGUUUUCAACCCACUACACGCAAACAACAAGCGCGAGGCCAGGUCACUCCCAAAUCCUCAGUUCGCCAACGCGAGCGUGCGACAAGGUCUAAGCCUUGUCUCACGCCUCGCACGGGCCUCCGGCGCAAGCAGCUUGUACCUUCAGUUCCUGGAUCCCGGGCUCCAGGAGGAUCCUCCCCGGCAGGGUUGCAACCGAUACCUUGGCCAGGGGAGUGCUGAAGUCAUGAACUACAGAAGGACUAGGCUUACCUACAAGAAUGUUGAGAUCCUGUGGAACAUCACUUUGGAGAGGUUGAAGCGACAAGGCCUGGCUGCCUACAACCACGUGCUUUGGCAGCGGGAGGAUGCACAUUGGGUCAGCGACUUACGCCUGGAUCUUUUUCGGGAUCCUUGGACAGUGUCCGGCUUUUCGAUGUCCGGAGCUUGCGAAGCUGCGCCGAGCAUUCUGCCAGAAGGCCAUAUUUCGGAUAAGGUCUUUCUAGCGGGCGAAGUAGCCGCAAGCUCCUUUUUCAAACUGUAUGAUCUGGUGAACUGUGGGAAUCCAAAUCCCGAAUUGAGCCGCGUACGUCAUCCCGAGCAUUUCAUCGUUGAGGCCACCCGCGCUCUGGGCUUAAAGUUUCAGGUGGCACAGCGGGAUCGCGAGAUCCAGAAUCAGGCUCCCCACCGCGAAGUCCAAGCGUUUCUUUGCUGUUUUAGGCGUUUCGGCUUGUUUCAGGUCAUGAGGCUACAUUUAGAAUGCACCUGCUGGCGUCUACUCACGCUUCGGGCUUCGAUGUUGAGUUGUGGGCUUUUGUGGCAUGCAUUUUGUUUGUGGCUUGAGGUUAGCAGAGGGUUUGUUAACACGCACAGACGCUUAUCGAUGUUCAUAAGGAAGGUUCGGCCCGGUUUCACCACAUCACAGAAGCUUGGAACGCGGAAUGCACACCCUGCACCUGCAUAUCUUCCAGCAAUCCCGGCACUCCGAAUCUACUAA
Molecule: messenger RNA, 1818 nt
Organism: Symbiodinium necroappetens
Lineage: Eukaryota; Dinophyceae; Suessiales; Symbiodiniaceae
Source: the annotation of a GenBank genome assembly